AUGUCAAAUGGGGAGAAAAAGCAGGCAGUGAGAUUCUUCUACUUCAGCCUGAAUGAUGCUUCAGGCCGACUGACUGCACAGUCCAGGACUCUACGGUCCGGUAGUGACGACAGAGUUUUAUGGACCAGGGAAGCAUCACAAAGCUACAGCUGGCAGAGAGCCGAGGUUACGUUGUCCUCCGCAGCCAGCAGCAAGAUUGUCUUUAGGUAUGAGCUCGGCGACGGUCUCAGAGGUCUGGUUGCACUGGACGAUGUAUCUUUCUCCAGGGAUUGUGUAUUUGACCCCGACAACAGCGAGCUACCUGACCUGUCGUCAACCUCUGCCCCACCAUCAACCUCUAACACACCCACUUCUCCACACUUGACCUCUACUGCACCAAUAAACCCCUGUCAGGAUAAUGAGUUUUUUUGCUGGCAGUCACAGGGAAAAGUGUGUAUUCUGGCUACCUUACAAUGUGACUAUCAUCUAGACUGCCCGCAGGGGGAAGAUGAAGCCGGCUGUGGUCCGUGCACAUUUGAGAAUGAUCAGUGCCGAUGGACUGAUGUUAGCGAUGGACAGAGCAAGUGGCAGAGGCAGCGAGCCAGUAACAACACUGAGCCACCCACUGAUCACACUGCAGACACAGGCUACUACAUGAGAGUUAAUUUCAGUAAGGGGUCUACACAGAGUGAAGCUCAACUCCAGAGUCCCCCGCUGUCUCCUUCGUCCCCCUACUGCCAGAUUCGGUUUCACUUCCACAUCAGUGCAGAGAGCGCUGGGUCACUCAGAGUGCUUAUGCAGCAAGCUGGAGGGAGUGAAGCAAUCUUGUGGUCACGUAGUCACAGCACCGUCUCUCAUUGGAGCCCAGAGCAUCUGCCUCUCGGCCUGCACCAGCAGCCUUAUAAGGUUUUGUUCAGUGGCGUGAAUAAUGCAGCUGCUUCUCAUGUUGUUGCUGUGGAUGAUAUCUCUUUCCUAAACUGUGAAAAAUCCUACCAACCUCCAGCUCUGGCGUCCUUUGGCUGUUCUUUUGAAGAUGGUCUGUGUGCUUGGGUUCAGGGGGCUGAGGAUCAGCUGGACUGGCUUAGCGGGGCAGGUCCCACUCAAACCUCUAACACCGGGCCUGCAGGAGACCACACCAGCAGCAAAGGGAAAUACCUUUACAUCGAGAGUUCCUCACCGAGCAUAAAGGGUGAUUCAGCCCAGCUGAAGUCUUCACUGCUUCCACCUGCUGGUGAAAAAGGAUACUGUUUUUCAUUUUGGUACCACAUGUUUGGAGCCACUGUGGGUUCCCUCAAGAUGUUCCUGCAAACAUCUGAUCCCUUAGAGAAAACUCUGGUGUGGCAAAAAUCAGGAAACCAAGGAGAUGAGUGGCUGCAGGUUCAGAGCCAUGUGAACCUGCAGAAAGUCCACCAGGUUGUUCUGGAGGCAGCAGUGGGGGGAGAGGCUGGAGACAUAGCUAUCGAUGACAUCUCCUUGAGUCCUGGAGCAUGUCCUGUUUCUGAUUUGUGUGACUUUGAGGAUGGGAGCUGUAACUGGGAGCAGCAAGCAGCCGGUGAUUCUGAGUGGAUCAGACAUCAGGGAUAUACUCACAACCCUUACACAGGACCGGAGAGCGACCACACCACCAGCACACCUACGGGUCACUACUUCUACCUGCCUUCAUCGUCUACUGACCGAGCUGGCCAGAAAGCUGCAAUGUUUUCACCUCUGUACCCAGCGGACAAAGGAUCUUGCGUGCAGCUGUGGUACCACAUGUAUGGCAAAGGAAUGGGGACACUAAAUGUUUACCAGCAAAGUGAAGAUGGGAAGGAAGCUCUGAUUUUCUCUCAGACAGGAGACCAGGGCCUUCUGUGGAGGUUCGCUCAGGCUUCUCUUCUGCCUCGGCUUCAUCCUUACAGAAUUGUGGUGGAAGGUGUGAAGGCUGGCCCUACACAGGAGGGGGACAUGGCUAUUGAUGAUGUACAGCUGACUGAUGAUCAGUGUCCUCCUCGUGGAUUUUGUGACUUUGAGGACACGAUGUGUAGCUGGAGCAACCUGGGUGAAGGAGUCGACCAGGGAGACUGGCUCCGUGGCAGUGGUGGUUCCCCGAACCCACAUACAGGACCCAGUGUGGAUCACACUACUAAUUCCACACAAGGUCACUAUGUUUACGUGGACAGUUUUGUGGGUGAGUGGGGAGUCUCAUCCUUCCUGGUCAGUGAUGUUUUACAGCCCUCCACACGAGGGCACUGUCUCACAUUCUGGUACCACAUGUAUGGAAACCAUGUUGGGACUCUCCGUGUCUAUAUAAAUAACAGGAAAAUGCAGGCUGGUGGUGAUGAAGUGGGCCUAUUGAAGUGGACUGAAACAGGAAACAAGGGAGAAAAGUGGCAGAUGGCAAAUGUGUCUGUCACGCAUGAUGAAGCAUUUUGGUUUGUGUUUGUGUAUCAGCGAGGCAGGAUGGCAGGUGGGGAUGUUGCUCUUGAUGAUAUCACCAUCGUCCCAGGCAGCUGCUACACAGAGCCUCCCAUUGAUCACUCUGACAAUAAGGGUAUGAUUGUCGGCCUUGCAGUUGGGCUAAUUGUUCUUGCUGGGAUCAUCAUCUUUAUCGUCCUUGUUAUGCUGAACCAAAAUCAUAAUAAAAUGUAA
Pundamilia nyererei is the source of this 2607-nucleotide messenger RNA. Its product is annotated as MAM and LDL-receptor class A domain-containing protein 1. The transcript is spliced from 18 exons. Gene Ontology annotation, cellular component: membrane. The record is from RefSeq and is a predicted model, not a curated record. NCBI's taxonomy places the organism in Eukaryota, Metazoa, Chordata, Actinopteri, Cichliformes, Cichlidae. Gene Ontology annotation, molecular function: protein binding. The coding region runs from base 1 to 2607 and encodes 868 amino acids.